UGUGCCUUAUUCUGUAUUAUGCAAAACUUUUGAAAUGGUUGAAUCAACUACCAAACGUCUAGAAAAACAAGAUUAUUUGGUUACUCUCUUUGCACUUAUUAUUGAAAAUACUCCAGAAAAUUUGUUAGACUCAUUAUAUUUGUGUAUCAAUCGAGUGGGUCCAGAUUAUGAAAAUGUUGAAUUAGGUAUUGGUGAAUCUUUAUUAAUUAGAGUAAUUGCAGAUACUACUGGUAGAAAAACUCAAGCAAUCAAAGAAGAGUUGGCAAAAUGGGGUGACUUAGGAAAAGAUAGUAAAAGUACUCAACCAACAUUGUAUGCUCCAAAACCAUUAACUAUUCCAUCAGUCUUAAAAUCUAUGAAAAAGAUUGCACAUAUGAAUGGGCAAGAUUCGCAAGAAAGAAAAGUUCGAGAAAUCAGACAAUUGCUUGCUUCUUGCAAAGGUGAAGAAUCCAAAUAUUUAAUCAGGUCUCUUGAAGGAAAACUUAGGAUUGGAUUAGCAGCACAAACCGUUUUAAUUUCACUAGCACAAGCAAUUGUUUAUAAGGAUCCAGGAUAUGAAAAAUUACCUACACCUACCAAAAUUCAAUUAUUAGCAGAUGCCCCAAUCAUUGUUAAAGCUGUUUAUAGUGAAAUUCCAUCUUAUGAUAUGAUGUUUUUAUUAAAACUUUUUUAUAAUAAUAAAAAAGGAAUUCCACUUAAACCUAUGUUGGCAUUUCCAACUAAAAGUAUAACAGAAGUACUUGAUCGUGUUGAAGGACAUAAGUUUACUUGUGAAUUUAAAUAUGAUGGUGAACACAAUUCUGUGAAAUUUCCUGAUAUAAUUGAGAAAUUGUCUAAGUUUGUAAAACAUGGUAUAAAAUCUUUUAUACUUGAUUGUGAAGUUGUUGCAUGGGAUCUAGAAAAAGAUUGUCUUCUUCCUUUUCAAGUGUUAAGUACAAGGAAAAGAAAAGAUGUUAAAGGAUCAGACAUAAAAGUCAAAGUUUGUUUGUUUGCAUUUGACCUAUUAUAUCUAAAUGGAGAGUCACUUCUCAAGAAACCAUUAAUUGAAAGGCGUGAACUAUUGUAUAAUUCUUUUCAAGAAAUCAAAGGAGAAUUUGCCUUUGCACAUGAAAUUAUUGCAACUAACACUGAGGAAAUCCAAUCAUUUCUUGAUGAGAGUGUUAAAAAUAAUUGUGAAGGAACAGGAGAUUCUUUGGACCUUGUGGUUAUUGGUGCAGAUUAUGGAAGAGGAAAACGUACCAAUUUUUAUGGAACUUUUCUUCUUGCAUGCUUUGAUCCAGAUAAUGAAGAGUACCAAACAAUUUGUAAGCUUGGUACAGGAUUUUCUGAUGCAGAUUUAGAAACUCAUUACAAAUUCCUUAAGGAACAUGAAAUUGAAGGAGCUAAAAGUUAUUAUAAUUAUGAUAAAGCAACUAAACCUGAUGUUUGGUUUGAACCUUGUCAAGUCUGGGAAAUAAAAGCAGCAGAUAUUAGUAAAUCUCCUAUAUAUAAAGCUGCAAUAGGACAAGCUGAUCCAUCUAAAGGUGUUUCAUUACGUUUUCCGCGUUUUGUUAGAAUAAGAACUGAUAAGAAACCUGAAGAAGCAACUACUAAUGAUCAAGUGGCUGAUAUGUAUAAUUCCCAAUUUAAUAAUGGUGCUGAAUAA
Molecule: messenger RNA, 1645 nt
Organism: Entrophospora candida
Lineage: Eukaryota; Fungi; Glomeromycota; Glomeromycetes; Entrophosporales; Entrophosporaceae
Source: the annotation of a GenBank genome assembly